Solanum lycopersicum (tomato) is the source of this 1306-nucleotide messenger RNA. Lineage: Eukaryota; Viridiplantae; Streptophyta; Magnoliopsida; Solanales; Solanaceae. The record is from RefSeq and is a predicted model, not a curated record.
GUUUAAUUUAACACAAUUAAUUAAUUAACUAAUUUCUUGAGAAGUCAAAUUUGUUCUUCUUAUGAUUCUAUAUUAGUCCUUCUUGAGAUCAUAUCAUAUCAUAUAUUUGCUAAAUAAAUAUUGUUUCUUUUACUAUUUUUGGUGUUUUUUUUUUUUGGAUUUUAGGUUCUCAAGAUUCUCUGUAAUUGAAAUAUUAGCUCUGCUUAAAUGAGCUGGAAAAAUAAGAUUAGAGCUGUAUUUCAGGGUAAUACACAUGAGAUUGAGCGCGGAUGUGGACAUACUAUUAAGUCUCAUGGUUUAUCCGUUGCAAGAAUUCACAUCCACGACUGGCUUAUAUUGCUACUGCUUGUUGUUAUAGCUAUAGUUCUUAAUGUCAUCGGUCCAUUUCAUCGGUUUGUUGGGAAGGAUAUGAUGACUGAUCUGAAAUAUCCGAUGAAAGAUAAUACAGUUCCAGCGUGGUCUAUUCCUCUAUAUGCAGUGUUAUUGCCUAUUAUAAUCUUCGUUUUCAUCUAUCUUCGGAGGAAGGACGUUUAUGAUCUGCACCACAGCAUUUUAGGUAUUUUAUUUGCCAUACUAAUUACAGCUGUAGUUACUGAAGCCAUCAAGAAUGGAGUAGGACGUCCUCGACCAGACUUUUUCUGGCGUUGCUUUCCUGAUGGUAAAGAUGAGUAUGAUCGGUGGGGAAACGUGAAAUGUCAUGGUAAAGAAAGUGAUAUUAAGGAAGGACAUAAGAGUUUCCCAAGCGGACAUACAAGUGCAUCAUUUGCUGGUCUCGGGUUUCUAUCAUUGUAUUUGGCUGGGAAGAUUAAAGCAUUUGAUCGACGAGGGCAUAUAGCUAAACUAUGCAUAGUUUUUCUUCCUCUUCUAAUGGCAUCUCUUGUCGGGGUCUCACGUGUGGAUGACUACUGGCAUCAUUGGCAAGACGUAUUUGCUGGAGGACUGAUAGGUCUUUUCGUUGCAGCGUUCUGUUAUCUGCAGUUCUUCCCAGCUCCAUACCAUACUGAAGGAUGGGGACCAUAUGCAUAUUUCCGGGCAGUGGAGGAGGUUCGUGUUAGCAGACAACACGCCACCCCUACCAACGGAGGAGUAGAGGUAGAACAUUCCGAGGUACAACUGAAUCAGCAAUCUGGUACAACUACCAUUGCUUUUGAGGAUGUGGAGAAUGGCAGAAUAUGAGACAUGUAUAAACACUGUAUACUUAUGCUUAUAUCUAUAGCAAAGUUCUAUUAGGUAUUUGGAAAUAUGUAAAAUGAACAAGCAAAGAAAUUAAAAUUUAGUAAGAAUCGAUCGAAUCGAGUUAUGAUCU